UGCGAUUGUCCAUCUACGACAACGUUACUUCGUUGUGCUUCGUUGUUUCACAUCCAAGCAAAUGUAAUGACAAUUGACAGUUCGGUUUUGUGUCAUUAAGUUUAAGACCAACUCAUUUCGACUAGUUAUCGUUGAACAAUGAAAAUUUAAUAUCUUGCAGCUGUUUAACAAUGUUUUACACUGUUUACUGCAGUGAGUGAUCUUGACAGAAAAGUUAAGUUAUGCACAUCUGAGGAAAGUUAAAAAACCGAGGAUGCUACAUCGGCCCCAUAAUCUUGUAAAGUUUAUUCGAAACGCCACGUAUCGGUCACAUGCCGAUCAUUUAUGCAUAUUUCAAAUUGGUUUAAUUAGAAGACAUGCCAGUAUUUUGAUAGUGCCCAAGUAUGGUACCCGAUACAAAGUACAUGCGGUCUCAAAUUCUCAAAUCUUUGAAUUCUCAGUCUUUGCUAACAGGAAGAUAAGCAAGCAUGGAGAUUGCAGGUGGACUUGCGUGACAAGAUUUUUAUCUGACGAUGAAAAAUUCAAUAAAGAGAAGGCUGAAAUAAAACUAGCUGAGGAAGUUCAGCAGAGAAUUAUAGAGUUAAAUGAAGAGAAGCUAGGUAAAUUAAAAGAGAGAGUAUUGGACAUAGAACCAGUUGUUUUCCAGAAGGAUGAGAUAGAAAAAGGACAUGCAGCAAAGUUUGUUGAGAAACAGUCUGCAGAGUCCAAAGAAUCAUUGAAAGAUGAUGUUGCAUCGAAAAAGGCUAAAAAGAAAGUCAGAGUUGAUAAGUCAACAUCUUCCUUGGAACGUAACUUUAUUACACCAGUGAGGGCUAUGGCAGACUUUUUGUUAAAACCUUCUGAUCUGGAGACUUUGCCAAAGACAAAAAGACGUUCCCCAUAUGAAUUUGAACCACCUAUCACAGUAUAUUGGAGGAAAGAUGUUGAGGCUAAAGCUUUAGAAGUUUGGGGAUCCAAAGAGGCUUUGCUAAAGGAACUUUUGAAGAAGGAAGUUGAACGGAAAAUUUAUCAGCAAAAUGUUUUUACGGUCAAACGGAGAUUGAGAGAUUACAGGCGGGAAAUUGGCAGCAAAACGGAAAUAAUUCAAAAGGAAGGUCUUUUCGGAAGAUCUGGUAAAGUGGUAUUGACUGCAAUUGCUAUAAAUGCUAGUAAUUUCUUGUGCAAGUUAAUCGCUUGGUUAUAUACUGGUUCGCACAGCAUGUUUUCCGAGUGUGUACAUUCUGCAGCGGAUACUUGUAAUCAACUGAUUUUAGCAUAUGGUAUUCACAAAUCAGUGCAGAAUCCUAAUCCUGAUCACCCAUAUGGUUACACAAACAUGAAGUACGUUUCCUCGUUGAUAUCAGGCGUGGGGAUCUUUUGUGUUGGUACGGGUCUUUCCAUUUAUCACGGAAUUCACGGUCUUCUUUUUCCCGCGCCAUUAGAUUCUCUAUUUUGGGCGUACUUCGUCUUGGGUGGAUCUUUGCUAUCCGAAGGAGCAACUUUAAUGAUAGCAUUGCACUCUAUAAAAAGAGGCGCGGAGGAAAAAAAGGAAAGUCUUAAACAGUUUGUUCUAGAAGGACAAGAUCCGUCUGUGAACGUCGUACUCAUGGAAGACUUUGCAGCUGUGCUUGGAGUCAUUGUUGCAGCUGGAUGUAUGGGCUUGACUUCGUAUUUUGAAAAUCCGAUGUUUGACGCUUUUGGUUCGCUUCUGGUUGGCGGUUUGCUCGGUGGAGUGGCAUCCUUUAUAAUCUACUCGAACGUCGCUGCACUUAUAGGAAGGAGCAUAUCGCAAGAGAAUCUCGAUAAAAUCAAUGCUGAAUUGGAAGCAGAUAUAAUGGUUCGCGCAAUUCAUGAUGUGAAAGGCAUUGACAUGGGUAAUAAUUUAGUGAGAUAUAAAGCCGAACUGGAUUUUGACGGGCGAGAACUUACAAGAUCUUACCUAGAUAAGCACGAUCUUAUUGCAAUGCUAGAGGAAGUGAAGAAUAUGCAAAAUAUCGAUGAAUUAGAGGCAUUUUUAUUGAAACACGGCGAAAAUAUCGUAGACAUGCUUGGUGGAGAAAUUGAUAGAAUAGAAUUAAAAUUAAAGAAAAGCCAUCCAGAAAUACGGCAUUGUGAUUUAGAAAUUUUAUGAAGACUCAUUGAUAUAGUCCUUUAAGUUGAAUUUAAAUAAAACUGGAUGUAAAUUAUUAUUUUAAUAACAUAAAGAAUUAUUUUAAUAUAAUUAUUUAAACAGAUGAUUAUAUCAUAGGGUACAUAUUGUGUUUUUAGUAUUUAGUAUCAGAGAGAAAGAGAAGAAAUUCAAUUUUUGUAAAGAUUCUAUGUAUGUUGUACAGAUACUGUAGAAAAUGCUAUUCAGUGUAAUAAAUCAACAGAAAUUUUUCUUAUA
Solenopsis invicta (red fire ant) is the source of this 2365-nucleotide messenger RNA. It is a transcript of the gene ZnT49B, whose product is annotated as zinc transporter 9. The transcript has 11 exons. The coding region runs from base 254 to 2110 and encodes 618 amino acids. Gene Ontology annotation, biological process: zinc ion transport; transmembrane transport. The record is from RefSeq and is a predicted model, not a curated record. Gene Ontology annotation, molecular function: monoatomic cation transmembrane transporter activity. Gene Ontology annotation, cellular component: membrane. Lineage: Eukaryota; Metazoa; Arthropoda; Insecta; Hymenoptera; Formicidae.